This is a messenger RNA of Abrus precatorius (Indian licorice), 2605 nucleotides long. RefSeq lists its product as uncharacterized. NCBI's taxonomy places the organism in Eukaryota, Viridiplantae, Streptophyta, Magnoliopsida, Fabales, Fabaceae. Bases 1750 to 2352 code for a protein of 200 amino acids. The transcript has 2 exons. The record is from RefSeq and is a predicted model, not a curated record.
UAAAACACAAAACUUUUUCACUUUCUUUUCCUACCCACCUAUGUUUUCUUCAGAUCCAACUAAUACAAUCGUCACUUGCACCCCCCCCUUUUCCCUAUUCAACCCAUGUAUGUGCUAAGUUGAUCCUCUCAUCUUCUCUCUAUGCCAUUCCCUAAGGUUUGAUUCAUCGUUUUCUGAUUCAAAGUUUGCAUUUUUAUUGUUGGUCUUCUGAUUUUAAUUGAGGGUUUUUUCUUUUUGUUUUGGAUAAAUUGUCGAUAUUGAAUUUUUUGUGAGUUUUUGGAUCUGGGUCUGAAUUUUUUGCUUGAGUUGUUGCUUUUCGAGAAAUAGGGUGUUUUUGGUAGAUCUUCUGUAGAGAUGAGUCUUUGUAAGUUUUACUUGAAUUGAGUUCAUUUGUGUGUUGCUUCUUAAUAUGAUGGAUCUGAUCUCUAGAAGGGUAAUGGAUUUGUUUGUUUUAGGUUGGGUUGCAAAUAGAAUUGAGGGAAAAAUCAAAUGAGGUUUUGUGCUCUUUUUACUUUAUGAAAAUCAUGAAAUCAAUCACAUUGAAGAUCGAUAAUUGGCUUCAAGUUUGGUGUGGUAGAUGGUGAAUUUAGAAUGAAUUGGCUUCUAGUAUCUCAAUUCUCAAGUGCAUGUUUGGUUGCACUUUGGACACUAGAUUUUAUUUUAUUUUUUAUCGAGAUGGUAAGGACAGAGGGUUUGAUAUUUGAAUAAUUUGCUUAUUGUUUAUUUAGGACUAACAUAUGUGUAGCAUAUAGAUGCAAAUAAUUUCUUUUGAAAUUAAACUUUCAUCCCUUCCAGUAUGUUUCAUUAAUCAGCAAAGUUAUUUGGGUAUACAACUGAAAACUUGAUGCGCUAUUUUCUCUUAAACUUGGUUAAGUCAUGCUGCGGUUUGAUUGUUUAUUUUUUAAUCAAUAAAGUUAUAUUUGUAUUAAAAAUAUAUAAAUCCAAUAUUUCUGAAGAUUUUGGUCAAACCAUGUUUAAUUUGACAAAAUUUGAAAUUAGUUGUUCAAAUUUUGGCACAAACAUGAAUUUCUCCAUGUCUUUCUGUGCACAUGAUUAUGUGUUGUUUCACUUGUUUGUAUUUUUCUGCAAAUUUUUAGUCUUUAGAUGUCUAGUUUUAUUGGGAAAUUUGAUUGGUGCUUGAGGCAUUUUCUUUCAUAUAAAUGUUGAUUUAUGCUUUUCUUUUUGGCCUUCUAGUUUCUUUUAAUUAUUUGCAUGGGGCUGCUUGUCAUUCUCUGUAAAUGAGUCGUGUCUCUUUGUUUUUGUGAGCACUUUCAGAUUUUGAUGAUUCCCAUGCUCUAUGUAGCUUACUCUGCAGUUGGGAAGGGUGUACCCGAACAAGAGUGUAAUUGCUGCGUACAGAGUUAUUAAUAGUCUUCUAGAUCUGUUGGCUUUUUCAGGAUGGGCAAGUGCAAGGGUUGUGGGAAGUUAGGGAGAAUGAGGCCAAGGGAUGGGUCUAUGAGUGCUUAUGAAUUUUCUCUGAUGCUGUCUCCUGUUGUUUCUGUUUGGGAUUGCAUAGUUCGCAAAAUGAGGUACUCCUACAGACCUGAGUGGGUGUAGUGGUUUUGGAACGAAUCGGUAGUAUUAGUCUUGAUACUUUGACUAAUUACAAUAUAUUUAGCAUUACAGUUGGGGAAAGAGUGGAAAAUAUUACAGAGAAAUGUAUAUAGCUCCAAAGAAAUUCUCUUGAAGAAAAGGGAUUCUCAAAGAGGACGUCACUUUAGUAUUUACUAUUUAGGUUUAGUAAAUUCUAUGGAUACCAUGGCAUGUAAUAAAGGGCAACAUGUGAGAAAAGCAAAGAAGAAGCAAGUGAAAGACGAGUUGGAUCGUCUUAAACAGGCUGAGAAGAAAAAGAGGCGUUUGGAGAAAGCACUUGCUACUUCUGCAGCCAUCAUUUCUGAACUGGAGAAAAAGAAACAGAAAAAGAAAGAAGAACAACAGAGACUGGAUGAAGAAGGUGCCGCAAUUGCCGAGGCUGUUGCUCUUCAUGUUCUACUUGGUGAAGACUCGGACGAUGCUUGUAAGGUUGUUAUCAACAACAGCAGUUGCAAGACGUGGAACUGCAACCAGAACAUUGACAUCUUCAUGAGUGGAGAAAGUGGUUGCUUCCCUCAUAUAGAUUGUGGAAGAUGGUCUUUUGAAAGAGUGGGUUGGGUCAGUGAUGCAUACAGAUAUGGUUGCAAGUGGGGUGCUACUGAAAAUGGUGAAUGGUCAUUCUCUUCAGAGCCAUUUGAAAAGAAUGUGCAUGAACAACUGUAUGAAGAUGCAGGUUUCUCUGCAGAUCUUAUUGCAGCACAAGCAGUUUCAUCACUGCAGAUUGCUGAGGAGGAAGAUGAAGAGAGGAUUCUCUUCUAAAAGUUUUUAAGGAAAUGCUGAGGUGAUAGAAUAACUGCUUGUGAUGGUGAUGGUGACUGGAUCAAGUCUUUUGUUACUUUGAUUGGAGAUAUGUAUAUAUUAUUAUGAGUCUUGUCCAUGUCAAACACUUGAUGCUUCAGUUGUGAUUGAACAUGUAACAUGUUGCAGUGUGACCAUGUUUUAUUAUUCAUUAUCUUUAACUGUGUGUGACUUUUUGAGCUGAUUUCCAUCAAUAUAAAACCACUGAAGGACC